AAAUCAACGACAAAAGAAAACGAAAGCCAUGACUUCCAUCAUCCGCGCUUCCUCAUCCUCCCCAUCCUUCUUCCCCUCCAAACUCCCUUCCUUCCAUUCAAAACCCGCCCCUAAUCCUCCCCUCUUCGGUCUCCGCCUCCUCAUGAGCAUCGUCGCUGACCCUUCUCCCCGCGGCACCGACGGUUGCCGGCUCGCGGCCCGAUGCCACGCGGUCCCCGGACUAAGCGCCGACGAGGUCGUCGCUACUUCCGAUGAGGCCUUUGGGAGGCAUUCUUCUCCCAGUCUGAAGCGCAGCGGCAGUGGCGUCGCGAUAAUGUGGUUCAGGAACGACCUUCGGUUGAUGGAUAAUGAGGCUCUGGUGCGGGCUUGGACGGCAUCGGAAUCGGUGCUGCCGGUGUAUUGUGUCGAUCCUCGCAACUUUGGGGCCACCCAUUACUUCGGCUUCCCGAAAACCGGAGCCUUGAGGGCACAAUUUCUCAUUGAAUGCCUGGAAGAUCUGAAGAAGAAUUUGAUGAAACGAGGGCUAAACUUGCUAGUACGAUUCGGGAAGCCAGAGGACAUCCUUCCUUCAAUUGCAAGAGUUUGCAGUGCCCAUACAGUUUAUGCGCAGAAGGAAACAUGCAGUGAGGAGCUUCUGGUUGAAAAGCUUGUUCUAAAGGGUCUGCAACAAGUGGUGCUACCUCAAGGUGGAACUUCGAACCAAAAGUCUGUCGGUCCAAAAUUAGUUCUUGUCUGGGGAAGUAGUAUGUACCACAUUGAUGAUAUUCCAUUCAGCACAAAAAACUUACCAGAUGUAUAUACACAGUUCCGCAAGGCUGUUGAAUCAAAGUGUUCAAUCAGGGGUUGUUUCAAGUUGCCGGUGUCACUUGGGCCACCUCCAAACACUGGUUUGGAUCAAAUCGAUGGAUGGGGAACCAUUCCAACUCUUGAGCAACUUGGGCUAAAGGAGUCAAAGGCAAGCCAGCAUGAACAGGGAAUUCAUUUUCUCGGAGGUGAAAAUGCAGCUCUAGGAAGGAUUUCCGAGUACUUCUGGAAGAAGGAUUUGUUAAGGGUUUACAAAGAAACAAGGAAUGGCAUGAUGGGGCCAGACUAUUCCACAAAGUUCUCACCAUGGCUUGCUUCAGGGAGCCUCUCUCCCCGUUAUAUAUAUGAGGAGGUCCGCAGAUAUGAGAAGCAGAGAGUAGCAAAUGACUCCACAUACUGGGUUUUAUUUGAACUGAUAUGGAGGGACUACUUCAAGUUUAUAUCUAUGAAACAUGGGAAUUCUAUUUUUCAUCUAGGGGGUCCAAGAAAUGUGGUGUCAAAGUGGAGCCAAGACCGAUCAUUGUUUGAAUCUUGGAGAGAUGGUCGCACUGGCUACCCCCUCAUCGAUGCAAACAUGAAAGAAUUAUCCACCACAGGCUUCAUGUCGAACCGAGGGCGCCAGAUUGUCUGCUCAUUUCUUGUUCGAGACAUGGGCAUAGACUGGCGCAUGGGGGCUGAAUGGUUUGAGACAUGCCUACUAGAUUACGAUCCAGCUUCGAAUUAUGGAAACUGGACUUAUGGAGCUGGAGUUGGUAAUGAUCCAAGGGAAGAUCGGUAUUUUAGCAUCCCAAAGCAAGCCAAAACCUAUGAUCCUGAAGGCGAGUAUGUUGCUUACUGGUUGCCGGAGCUAGGACAACUCCCCAAGGAGAGAAGAAAUUUUCCAGGGCAGUUAUAUAUUAAGCAAAUCGUGCCUCUAAAAUUUGGGAACACACAUCAGAGUACUCAUGCCAGCAACGGGAGAAGUGAGAACACACACCUUACUCAUGUCAGAAAAGGGAGAAGACAGAACAAAAUGUAAUGAAGAUAAGAGGUUCAUGUUUUGAUUGUGCUAUUAGCUGAAAGCAUGUAUUUAUCUUUGAUUCAUAUCUAGAAUAAAUUGCUUGAUGGUAAUGUAAACUGCUACAAUUUCGUGGAACUGAAUUGAAUCAAAACUUAUAUAGGUGAUUCAUCUUAA
Musa acuminata AAA Group (dessert banana) is the source of this 1978-nucleotide messenger RNA. Its product is annotated as cryptochrome DASH, chloroplastic/mitochondrial. NCBI's taxonomy places the organism in Eukaryota, Viridiplantae, Streptophyta, Magnoliopsida, Zingiberales, Musaceae. Bases 29 to 1822 code for a protein of 597 amino acids. Gene Ontology annotation, molecular function: DNA binding; deoxyribodipyrimidine photo-lyase activity; FAD binding. Gene Ontology annotation, biological process: photoreactive repair. The record is from RefSeq and is a predicted model, not a curated record. The transcript has 13 exons.